AUGACGACGACGCGAAGGCUGGAAUCGCCGCGCGUCGGGAAGACCACGCGCACGCGCGCGACGCCCGCGGACGAUGAAGGCGACGUGCCGUUCGGGUACACGCGCGCGGACGUGAUGCUGAUCGGGACCGGGGUCACGGGCGCGGGAUUCGCGGCGUACUACGGGUUGCAAUCGUUCGCGGGGAUGGAUUCGACGAAGGCGGGCAACGCGGUGCAGUUGACGUUCGUGCUCGGAUUGACGCUCGCGUGGGUGGGGUCGUACGUCAUGCGAGUGUUCAAUAAGGACAUGACUUACGCGAAGCAGUUGAAGGAUUACGAAAACGCGGUGAUGCAAAAGCGUUUGGAAGAAAUGCCGGCGAGCGAGCUGGAGAAGAUGAUGGACGAAUUGGACGAGAAGUGA
Molecule: messenger RNA, 399 nt
Organism: Ostreococcus lucimarinus CCE9901
Lineage: Eukaryota; Viridiplantae; Chlorophyta; Mamiellophyceae; Mamiellales; Bathycoccaceae
Exons: 2
Coding region: 1-399 (132 amino acids)
Source: RefSeq, a predicted model, not a curated record